Alexandromys fortis (reed vole) is the source of this 963-nucleotide messenger RNA. It is a transcript of the gene Exosc3, whose product is annotated as exosome component 3. The record is from RefSeq and is a predicted model, not a curated record. Gene Ontology annotation, molecular function: RNA binding. Gene Ontology annotation, biological process: poly(A)-dependent snoRNA 3'-end processing; TRAMP-dependent tRNA surveillance pathway; CUT catabolic process. Gene Ontology annotation, cellular component: cytoplasmic exosome (RNase complex); nuclear exosome (RNase complex). NCBI's taxonomy places the organism in Eukaryota, Metazoa, Chordata, Mammalia, Rodentia, Cricetidae. The transcript has 4 exons. The coding region runs from base 4 to 828 and encodes 274 amino acids.
GCAAUGGCCGAAGUACUGUCGGUUACGGCGGAUUCCGUGGCCCGCUGCCAGGCGCGGGCAGCACACAAAGUGCUGAAUCAGGUGGUCCUCCCUGGGGAGGAGCUGGUGCUGCCGGAGCACCACGACGUAGACGGCCUCGGCGGCGCCGGGGAGCAGCAGUUACGUCUCAAUGCGGGGGCGCGCCCGCGGCUGCGCGUCAUUUGUGGCCCGGGUUUGCGACGCUGCGGGGACCGCCUGCUGGUCACCAAGUGUGGACGCCUGCGUCACAAGGAGCCCGGAGGAGGCAGCGGUGGCGUUUACUGGGUGGACUCUCAACAGAAGCGGUAUGUACCGGUGAAAGGAGACCAUGUGAUUGGCAUAGUGAUCGCUAAAUCUGGAGAUAUAUUCAAAGUUGAUGUUGGAGGGAGUGAGCCAGCCUCUCUGUCGUACUUGGCAUUUGAAGGAGCAACUAAAAGAAACAGACCAAAUGUUCAGGUUGGAGAUCUCAUCUAUGGCCAGUGUGUGGUUGCUAAUAAAGACAUGGAACCAGAGAUGGUCUGUAUUGACAGCUGUGGACGGGCCAAUGGAAUGGGGGUGAUUGGACAGGACGGUCUGCUCUUCAAAGUGACUUUGGGCUUAAUUAGAAAGUUAUUAGCUCCAGACUGUGAGAUCGUGCAAGAGCUGGGAAAACUCUAUCCAUUGGAGAUUGUGUUUGGAAUGAAUGGAAGAAUAUGGGUCAAGGCAAAAACCAUUCAGCAGACUUUAAUUUUGGCAAAUGUCUUAGAAGCUUGUGAACACAUGACAACAGAUCAAAGGAGACAAAUCUUUGCCAGAUUGGCAGAGAGUUGACAGAGCACUUUUAAUGGCUCAUUUUAGUCAAGACUGUUUCCUGGGGAAAUCUUUUUUUCAGAUGAAUCGCUUCCUGUCAGAUCUUUAGAAGAUGCAUAUUGUCUUACUAGAAUCCAAUAAAAUAUUUUUCUAAGA